AUGAUGCUGCCAAAAAUAAAAAUACAAGCAAAUUUAUUUUAGGAAGAGUAGACUAAAGAAAUUGAAUGCGCAUUUUGGAAUUAGAAAUAUCGUGGAUUUUUGAAAACUAAUUUUCUUAUCACAUUUACUAAAUAAUUUCAAUUCAUUUACAAAAAAAUGAAUGGUUAGCUAAUUGGCAUGUAAAAUCAACUCAUUUAAUAAUCAGUGAUUAAAAUUCAGAUGCUUAAUAGAAUCUUGAAGUAAAGAUUAAUUACAAAAAAACCAAACAUUUAAGAUGGUUUGGAAAAUAAGGUUCAAAUGGUUAAAAAUUUGGAAAAUGGUAAGCAAAAUGGAAAGAUGAGAUUUUAGAGAAUGUUGGUGGAGAAUANACCUUCCAUUUUCUAAAUCAAAACCCACUAAAUAUUUAGGCUAGAGUCCUUUUUCAAUUUAAAUAUAAGUAAUAAUUUAUCAUACCCUGA
Molecule: messenger RNA, 458 nt
Organism: Paramecium octaurelia
Lineage: Eukaryota; Ciliophora; Oligohymenophorea; Peniculida; Parameciidae
Source: the annotation of a GenBank genome assembly